GUGGAUGCAGUCUGUUACAUUUAAUACAAUGAAUGUAAUAGGAAGCAAGCUCAAUUUGAAUAUCAUCGGACGGCUGUAUCUCAGCAGUAAACAUUAAUGAUUAUCGACAUUAGGUAUUGUAGGACUGAAACCGAGUGUGAGCUUAUCGGCGGCGGGAAGCGGGAGCGUGUCAGCGCGUAUCUGGAGCACGAUCGUGGUGUCCGCGUAGCCCAAGUCUUUUUUUAGUCGCGUUGUUUUACGAGCUUCAGUUUAUGUUCGUGACUCGCCCGGUGCGGAAGUCUGCUUGACUUUUGGAAUGGGCGCUUCUGGAAACAUGACUACGUUCAGAGGGAUAUUUAUUGUAAUACUUCUAUGUUAUGACCUGGUUCAUGGAAAGGAAAAUGUCAAAGUGGUCACAGUUGCAACGGAGGAUAAUCAUGGCUUGCAACGGUUCCUGCGCUCAGCCAGUGUGUAUGGCAUUGAGGUGAAGGUGCUCGGCAAAGGUCAAGAAUGGACAGGUGGUGACAUGAAGUAUGCUGGUGGUGGCCAGAAGAUUAAUUUACUUAAAGACUACAUCAAUCAGAUCAGGAAAGAAGGGGACAAUGAGCAAAUCAUUCUGUUCACAGACAGUUAUGAUGUCAUGUUCCUGGGGACCAUAGAAGAGAUUCUCAAGAAAUUUAAAUCAUUUGAAAAUACCCGAGUGCUGUUUUCUGCUGAGCAGUUCUGUUGGCCAGAUGUCAAGCUUGCAAGCAUGUAUCCCAAAACAGAGGUUCCUAGCCCGUACCUUAAUUCCGGAGGAUUCAUUGGGUACUUACCUGAACUUUCAGAGAUAGUAAAUUACAAACCUAUCAGUGACAAAGAUGAUGAUCAGCUGUAUUAUACAAAAGUAUAUUUGGAUAAGACUACAAGGGAAUCUCUAAAAAUCUCACUUGACCAUGACUCGGCCAUAUUCCAAAAUUUAAAUGGAGCUUUAUCGGAUGUUCAGUUGACUGCCAACUCUACAGAAGAAGAAUGGCCUUACAUUACAAACGUUGCCACGAAGCAGCGGCCGCUGAUUGUUCACGGGAACGGACCUUCCAAGCUCACUCUCAAUCAUUUGGGCAACUACUUGGCCAAAUCCUGGUCGGCGUCUGAGGGUUGUGCCUUGUGUAGUGCCAAGAAGAUACAAUUUAAGGAAGAAGAAUUACCGUCAGUUAUGCUGGCCGUGUUCAUCGAGCAACCUACGCCUUUCCUGGAAGAGUUUCUAAGACAAUUAAUUGACAUCAACUACCCAAAAGAGAAACUGCACUUGCUUCUGCGGAAUAACGUAGAGUACCACGAGGCAGAUGUCGACGAGUGGUUCCAAACCUACAGCAGGAAAUAUGCCACAGCCAAGCGCAUCAAACCCAGUGACUUUAUCACUGAAGCAGAAGCCAGGAACACUGCUAAGGAGCGCUGCCUGGGCAGUUCGUGCGACUACCUCUUCUCAAUCGACAGCGUGGCCCGCUUGGAGCCAGACACCCUGCGGUACUUGGUCUCUUCGGGCUAUGAUGUCAUCGCCCCGAUGCUUAAGCGCUCUGGAGGAGCCUGGUCCAAUUUCUGGGGAACGAUCAAUUCGCAGGGCUUCUACGCGAGGUCUGCAGAUUACAUGGACAUCGUGUUUCACGCUAUAAGGGGGAUAUGGAACGUGCCGUUUAUCACCAACUGCUACCUGAUGAAGAUGGCAACGUUCCGAGCCGGCGCCGCCAAGACCGUCAACUACCACAAGGAGGACGUGGAUCCCGACAUGGCUUUUUGCGCUAACCUUAGAGAUCUCGGUGUGUUCAUGCACGUGAGCAACGAGUUGGAGUUCGGGCACUUGGUCAACCCCGAGAGCUUCGACACGUCUCGCACGCACCCCGACAUUUACCAGGUGAUGGACAACAAGCCAGACUGGGAGGCGCGCUACCUGCACCCAGACUAUGCCGCCAACUUCGAAGAGGGCACUAAACCCGCAAUGCCAUGUCCCGAUGUAUACUGGUUCCCAAUGGUGUCCAUGCGGUUCUGCAAGGAGUGGAUUGCCGUCAUGGAGGCGUUCGGCCAGUGGAGCGAUGGAUCCAAUAAUGACAAACGUCUGGAGAGCGGAUACGAGGCGGUGCCGACGCGGGACAUCCACAUGACGCAAGUGGGCCUGGAUAAGCACUGGCUGCACAUUCUGAAGGAGUACGUGCGUCCCCUGCAGGAGAUGGUCUUCACCGGGUACUAUCACAACCCGCCUGUGUCUUUGAUGAACUUCGUGGUGCGCUACCGGCCCGACGAGCAGCCCUCGCUGCGGCCGCACCACGACUCGUCCACCUACACAAUCAACCUGGCCCUCAACACGCCCAAGCUGGACUACGCGGGCGGCGGCUGUCACUUCCUGCGCUACAACUGCUCGGUGACGGACACGCGGCCCGGCUGGCUGCUGAUGCACCCGGGCCGCCUCACGCACUACCACGAGGGCCUGCGCGUCUCGGCCGGCACGCGCUACAUCAUGAUCUCCUUCGUCGACCCGUGAACU
Molecule: messenger RNA, 2497 nt
Organism: Cydia amplana
Lineage: Eukaryota; Metazoa; Arthropoda; Insecta; Lepidoptera; Tortricidae
Gene: Plod
Product: procollagen-lysine,2-oxoglutarate 5-dioxygenase
Exons: 13
Coding region: 296-2494 (732 amino acids)
Biological process (GO): peptidyl-lysine hydroxylation
Cellular component (GO): endoplasmic reticulum
Molecular function (GO): procollagen-lysine 5-dioxygenase activity; iron ion binding; L-ascorbic acid binding
Source: RefSeq, a predicted model, not a curated record